AUGAGAAGGUCGAUGCAGCAAACGCCUGUAGGCGUCCUCUUGAGGAUAAAGCUGUUGACAAGGACUGUCGCACGACUGGCGUCAUUUUCACAGAAUAAUGACCGCAGUGCCGCUUGUGUGUGCCAGGCGAAGCUCCGGCUUUCGAGGGAUGUGCAGCAAUUAUUCGCGAAACUGUCGCAUCGGUUAGCUUCUGAUGAGAGAGACAGAACGGGAACGAAGUGA
Messenger RNA from Chondrus crispus (carragheen), 222 nucleotides. RefSeq lists its product as hypothetical. Bases 1 to 222 code for a protein of 73 amino acids. The record is from RefSeq and is a predicted model, not a curated record. The transcript has a single exon. NCBI's taxonomy places the organism in Eukaryota, Rhodophyta, Florideophyceae, Gigartinales, Gigartinaceae.